Messenger RNA from Venturia canescens, 655 nucleotides. RefSeq names its product centrosomal protein 20. Gene Ontology annotation, molecular function: protein binding. Lineage: Eukaryota; Metazoa; Arthropoda; Insecta; Hymenoptera; Ichneumonidae. Gene Ontology annotation, cellular component: microtubule organizing center. The record is from RefSeq and is a predicted model, not a curated record. The coding region runs from base 94 to 486 and encodes 130 amino acids. Gene Ontology annotation, biological process: microtubule anchoring. The transcript is spliced from 4 exons.
GGAUCAAAUGAAACUCAUGAGCCAAAGGCCAAAGGCAGAGCGUGGUACAGCAGCACCCACUUGCGUUCAGCGUGUGCACCUGUUUGUUUGAAGAUGGCGACGGAGAAAGAUUUGAUGAAUGCUGUCAGAGAUUCUCUUGAAUCCGAUGGGGUGCUCGGACGAUUAAAGGCAGAAAUGCGUACCGAAGUAAUGCGACUUUUGGGCGGUCCCAGCAAUAAGCCCAACAGAAUUACGAAAAUUGAGAGCCCGCCAAAUGUCAUUCUCAUGAACGAGCUUGUACGAGAAUAUUUGGAUUGGAUCGGAUACAAAUACACGUCUUCGGUACUAAUCGCAGAGUGCAAACUAUCGAAGCAGCCAUUGGACAGAUCGUUUUUGCUGCGAGAUCUUGGUGUUCGAGACAGCGCGACAACGAAGAAUUUACCAUUACUCUAUAGUCUAGUGGAAACGACUAAGUCAGCGAAUAAUGCAUCGGAAAAAUUUUCAUAAAGAGCCAUCUGAAGAAAGUGAAAUGUGAUUUCGUGUCGGAAAAAAAAAACCAAAGAAAAUAUGUAACUACUCGCUUUAGAAGAAUUCUUGUGUUUCGUUUUAUUAUUUAAAGACUACUUUUACAUAUCGACAUUACAAAGUACAAUAUAGCUUUAAUAUUAAUUCACCA